This is a messenger RNA of Ruditapes philippinarum (Manila clam), 3845 nucleotides long. RefSeq lists its product as uncharacterized. Gene Ontology annotation, cellular component: Golgi apparatus. The coding region runs from base 204 to 2048 and encodes 614 amino acids. NCBI's taxonomy places the organism in Eukaryota, Metazoa, Mollusca, Bivalvia, Venerida, Veneridae. The record is from RefSeq and is a predicted model, not a curated record. Gene Ontology annotation, biological process: protein O-linked glycosylation via mannose. The transcript is spliced from 3 exons.
AUCGGACUAUUUGUACAUGACGCUAUUGCAAAACACAAAUAAUAUAUCAUUUUUUUAAAGUUGUUGACAAAUUAAAACGUGGAUAUUUGAAAUUAUAUUUUUUUUGUGAUCUGAAAUAGUUGUCUCGUAAAAAGCGUUUAAACAAAAAGGGAAUUAUAGAUUAAAUUUAAAGUCAUUGGACAGGGGAGGCAAUAUUGUCUGAAAUGGAGCACAGAGGGAGGAUUAUGCUUGGUAUCAUUAUGGGAGUUAUGGUGUUCCUGAUUGUUGGUUCACAUGUUCUGUUUCUACAGGAUUCAACUGUAAUUGAACCCGAUCCAGUCCAAUCUACAUCAUCACAAUAUCAGAUGCCUAGUUUUGUUGGUGUCAAAGAAGUUUUCAAAGAAGGAACACGAGAAGAAAUAAUCAAAGCAGCUAGGUUAUUACACAAUGCAAACAAACAUGUCCGAGGAUCAAAGACAUCUGAUUAUCUUAAAGACGCAUUAUAUGUGAUGAAACUGAUUCUCAAGGAUAUGGAUAUUGAAGAAAACGGUCUCUUUGAAAGGUCUAGUGUCAAAUCUAAAAGUGUUUGCCCAGAAUCUUAUAUGGGUGGUGCAUUUGGUUUUCCGUUGUAUUACAAAGGGUUUGUGGAUGACAAAUGCAAUUACAGUGUUCCGAUAUCAAGUCUCGUUACAGUGAUUAAAUAUGUAGACAUGAAACAGAAUGAUAAGAAUAAAACAUCUGAUAAUUUGGAGAAAUUUGUUGAAUCAGUAUAUAGAACUGUUCAUGAUAUAAAAACGUUGAUUGCUCUAAAUACGGAAACUACACCUGUAGAUAUAAAAGACAAAUAUCCACAUGUUAGUAUGUUACAGUCAAAGUAUAAAAACGAAGGUUUUGCUCUCAACAGUUUAGCUAAGCAAGUAAAAACACCUUAUGUUCUAAUUGCAAGGGGUGUGGAAUUCUUUACCAAUGAUUCUAGAUUAGAAAGGAUGGUCCGAGAACUAGAAAGCUUAAAUGUUGUCGCAGUAGGAGGAGCAUUCCGUUAUCCAAAUGGACACUGGCAUAAAGGCUGCUAUCAGCUGAUGUAUAGAAACUACACUUUAAAGUAUAUUUCUGGAUACGACGAAUCGUUCCACGAGUGCUUGUUCUGUGAUUAUAUACAGGGACCUUUCUUAACUUCUUCUAAAUAUAUGAAAAGUAAUGUAUUCAGUGAUUUUAAUGAGAACAAUGGGCUGUAUGAAGACUGGUUUCUUAGAAUUUUUCAAAAGAAAGAAGAAACAGUGGUAUGUCCUGAUUCAAUGUUUAAUGUAAUAAUGAAGGACGGUGUUCAGUCUGAUCACAUGAUUGGCUUUUUACAGAAGUGGGGCUUGUUUCAAAUUAUAUCACCGACAAGAAAAACAAUUACUGGUGAUUGUAAACGUCUCAAUGUUGCAGGUAGAAAGUCACUUUCAUUAUCACCAUGUGCUUUGAAAUCAAACAAUAAUGCUGUAAAAACUGUCAUGCAAAAAUGUGUGGAAGUUGGAAUAACUUGUGAACUACAAGAAGGCACUGCGUUAGGAGCGAAUAAAUUUGGAAAAUCACUGCCUUGGGAAUUAGAUUAUGAUAUAAGGUUUUCUUUUGAUAACUGUUCCAAAUGCAAACAAUUAGAGCAAGCAUUUACAAAGUCAAAAGUAAUAUUUGCAUCUUUCGCAUCAGAUUGCUGUACUCAAAAGCUUAAGUUUGGGGAAAGAACAAACUACAAAGUAACAGUAAAUGGAUACAGAGGUGAUUUCACAGGUCAUCCUGUAAUGGGAAGUGAUGAACUUGUUAAGUUAGGAAUAGAACCAACAAAGGUGUUGUAUGACGGGCAAUGGGUAAAUUUUGCCCGAAAUCCAGGACUUUAUUUGAGAAAUAGAUAUGGUACAGAAAUAUACCGCCAUGCUGAACACUGGUCUCAUUCUGCUCCGAAAACAGGACAUGGCAGGAUGGUCUACAAACCAGAGUUUCAAAGUUGCACUACACCAGGUGCUCACAAUUGCUUAGAUAGGUUCAAUACUGAUGGGAAUUUGCCAUUUAUGUAUUUACUACCAUAAGGAACUUGCAUAUUUGUAUAAAAUUUAUAUUUAUCAUGUGGCAUCUCUUGUUUUUGUCCCCGCCUUUUCGAAGAAAAAAAGGGAAAUAGAAAUAGGCUCUGUCCGUCUGUUUGUCCGUCCGUCUGUCACACGUUCGUGUCCGGAAUUUGGAAUAACUUGGCACAAAUGUUUGUUAUGAUAAGGCAACAACCAGACCCCUACCUCCAGGGUGAAGGUUGCACUUGCUCAUUCAAGGUCAACAAGGUCUAUUUGAUGGUAUAUAUCGUGUCCGGUCCAUAACUUUUUUGUCUUUGAAGGGAUUUUGUAAAUACUUGCCAUAAUUGGUCACAAUAAUGAGACAAUGUGUCUUAUACAACAACCGGUCACCUACAUCCAGAGUCAAGGUCACACUUGGAGGUCAAAGAUUAACAUAGUCUGUUAUAGGGUAUAUUUUGUGUCCGGUCCAUAACUUUUUCAUAGAUAAAGGAUUUUAAAAAAUAAUUGGCACAAAUAAUUAAUUUAAUAAGACGAUAUGUCAUGUGCAACACCUGUAUCCCUACCUCCAAGGCCAAGGUCACACUUAGAGGUAAAAAAUAAUAUAGUCUUUUAUAUGGUCUAUUUUGUCACCGAUCAAGAACGUCUUCAUAGUUCAAGGGUUUUUGAACUAACUUGGCACACAAAAUCACAAUAAUAAGACAAUAUGUCAAGUACAACACCUUCACCCCACCUCCAAGGUCAAGGUCACACUUAGAGGUCAAAGGUUAACAGAGUGUUGAAUUGUAUAUUUUGUGUCCCAUCCAUGACUUCUUCAUAGAUCAAGGGAUUUUGAAAAUACAUGGCACAAAUAGUUACAAUGAUUAGAUGAUAUGUCAUGCGUAACACCUGUGUCUCUUCCUCCAAGGUCAAUGUCACACUUAGAGAUCAAACAUUUAUAAGUCUGUUAUAAGGUAUAUUUUGUGUCCAGUCCAAAACUUUUACAUAUAUCAAAGGAUUAAAAAGGCAACUUUGCACAAAUAAUAACAAUAAUAAGAUGAUAUAUCAGGCGAAAAACAUGGGUCCCCACCUCAAAGGUCACACUUAGAGGUCAAAGAUUAACAUAGUCAGUUAUAGGAUAUAUUUUGUGUCCGAUCUAUAACUUCUUCAUAGUUCAAAAGAUUUUUAAAAUACUUGGCACAAAUAGUUACAAUAAUAAGAUGACAUCUCAUGCACAACGCUUGGACCCUGCCUCCAAGGUCAAGGUCACACUUAGAGGACAAAGCUUAACAUGUAAGACUUUUAAAUUCUGUGUUUCAUUUUAUUUCUUUAAUGAAUUUAUUGUUGCAUUUGCAGAUCUAGCAUUGAUCAUUAUUUUGGACCUUCAUACGUCAAUCUUUUGAAAUAGCACAAUUUUAUGCUUCAUAUAAAACUUCCGUGAGGCGGGGGACGUUGGUAACUCUGUUACAAAUUAUUGUUAUAUAUAGAAAAGCAAUAAACUAUCGGAUAUUAUAUUAAAGGGGCCUCCGUUGGCCGAAUGAUUAAAUCGCUUACAUUGAAUCAUGUGCCCCUCUCUGAUUUGGCUUCGAAUCCUGUCAGGUACAUAUGAGGAUACUAUCCAGUGAGCUCACGAAAGGUCGAUGGUUAGCUUCAGUUUUAUAUAAUAAACUUGCCUGAUAUCUUCUUACACUAGUUCAGCUAGUUCUUACAACUUUGUAACUCAACGUUUUAGGGAGUUUUCAUAUACAUUGUAGACAGGCAGAAUUUAAACUUAAUAAGAAUUUCCUUAAACUUGGCAUGUUGUUAGAAUAUGAUUACAGAAAUAUUUUGAGCGAAAAAUGUUGG